CAGACACAAGGCAGAAUGAAGACUGAUUGCCAGACAGAGAAGGAGAAUAUCUCAGGGCUGACUUUCAGGAAUAGAACUCAGAGUGUCACCUGGAAUACUGAGUGUAAUUCCACCAUGGCGGUAAAUCCAGAUAGUUUGCCGUCCCUGGACUACAGGGAAGAAGACCCCCCUUCCAAAAAACCCAACAAGUACCAACCCAGCCUGCAGAAUUUGAUUCCCUUCCGCUUCUCUAACCAGUCCCACCCAAUGGACAAUGCUGGUUUCUUUUCAUUCUCUUCGUUCGCUUGGAUGACUCCCAUGAUGUGGAGUCUGUUCCGGAACAGACUGGACAGGAGCUCUCUGUUCCUGUCCCCUCAUGAUGGGUCUAACUCCAAUGUGAAAAGGCUAGAGAGGCUGUGGGAAGAGGAGGUGGCCAAGGUUGGAAAAGAGGAGGCGUCUUUAGUUCGAGUCAUCAUGCGCUUCCAAAAGACCAGAUUACUGGUUUCUUUCGCCAUUUCCGUCCUAUUCACAUUUGCCGUAUUUAUUGGACCUUCGGUCCUGGUGUACGAGAUACUGAACUAUGUGGAAGCUCCAGGGGCAUCCACGUUGGUCUAUGGUGUCGGGCUGUGCGUGGCCCUGUUCACAACCGAGUUCUGCAAAGCUUUCUUCGCCUCUUUGAUGUGGGCAAUAAACAUCAGGACAGGCAUUAGGGUGAAGAGUGCCUUCUCGACCCUGGCCUACAAGAAGAUCAUCUCCCUUCGAUCUGUCGCCAACAACAUCUCCGUGGGAGAGAUGAUCAACGUGCUGGCUAGUGAUGGCUACAGGAUGUUUGAGGCGGUGGUGUUCGGUACCUUUCUGCUCUGUAUCCCUGUGUUGCUGGUCAUAUGUAUCGUGUAUGCCUGCUACAUCCUGGGGUACACCGCCCUCAUAGGGACGGCUGUCUACCUCGUGUUCAUACCCAUUCAGUUUGCCAUGGCUAGGCUGAUCCAGGUCUUCAGGAAGAAAGCUGUGAGGGUCACAGAUACUCGUGUGCGGACCAUGAACGAGGUUCUUACCUGCAUCAAACUCAUCAAGAUGUAUGCCUGGGAGAGUUCCUUCGAGAAGAAAAUCACAGACAUCAGGAAGAAUGAGAAGAAGUUGCUGCAGAUGGCCAGCUACACCCAGAGUGUUAACUCCUCCAUCACCACCAUCAUCCCCACCCUGGCAACUAUCCUCACCUUUGUAGUCCACACGCUGCUGGGACUUCCCCUCAGCUUCCUCCCAAGGUCAGCCUGAUCAGCAGCUUUCUCCAUCAUUGCCAUCUUCAACUCCAUGCGGUUCUCACUGGGACUGCUGCCGUUCUCUGUUAAAGCCAUGGCCGAGGCACAAGUAUCACUAACCCGGCUGAAGAAACUGCUAUUAGCAGAAAACCCUGAGUCAUACCUGGUCCAGAGGCAGGGAUCUCCCUCAGCCCUGGUCAUGGAGGGGGCUACAUUCACCUGGGCCAGACCUGAAAAACAAACAGCACACACAGCACCAGACAAGGGGGCCAAGGUUAAAACCCAUGCCCAGAACGGGACUCACACUCCAGGCCAGACCAAUUCCAAGCCCACCCUGACAGAUAUCUCCUUUAGCCUGCCUAAGGGAAACCUGUUGGGCGUCUGUGGCAACGUGGGAAGCGGGAAAACUUCUCUGAUAUCAAGCAUCUUAGAACAGAUGCACCUGCAGCACGGCUCGGUCACUGUGGACGGGUCGUUUGCCUACGUUUCCCAGCAGGCCUGGAUCUUCCAUGGUACCGUCCGGGACAACAUCCUCAUGGGGGAUACCUUUGACCAGGCUAGGUACAAUGAAGUCAUCGGUGCCUGUAGCUUGAUACCAGAUCUGGCCAUUCUUCCGUACGGGGACCAAACUGAAAUAGGUGAGCGGGGCCUGAAUCUGUCAGGAGGUCAGAAACAGCGGAUCAGUCUGGCCAGAGCCGUCUACUCCGACAAAGACAUCUUUCUACUGGACGAUCCUCUGUCCGCUGUGGACGCCCACGUGGGGAAGCACAUCUUUGAGGAAUGCAUCAAGAAGACACUGAAGGGGAAAAGCAUCAUCUUGGUCACCCAUCAGCUACAGUAUCUGGAGUUCUGUGAUGAAAUACUGGUCCUGGAGAGUGGGAAUAUUCAGGAGGCUGGGCAACACAAAGCUCUAAUGAAAGCAAAGGGCAGAUACUCACAGAUGAUAAAAAACUUCCAGAUGGAACAUUCACAGGAAGAAACUAAAGAGGUCAAGGCACAGGAGCCCAUUGAACUAAAGCAGGAUCUAAAGGAUCAGAAGGAUAAAGGCAUAGAAAACGCAGCCUUUGACAUGUCAGACGAGAAACCAGAAACAGGAGUGAAAACAUCUGUACCGCGUGAAAUCAGUGAGGACCAGCUGGUUUCACAGGAGGCUUCUCAGGAGGGCUCUGUUACUUGGAGGACAUACCACCGAUACUGUCAAGCUGCUGGAGGGUACAUACUAAUAUCUAUGAUCAUGAUCCUCUUCAUCUGCCUGGUGGGAACCACUGCCUUCAGCAACUGGUGGCUCAGUUACUGGCUGGAGCAGGGAGCAGGGAAAGGGAACGGGACAACGCCAAACUCUGAGGACAUCUCCCUGAACCCUGAUCUGAGCUUCUACCAGCUGGUAUAUGGUCUGGUGGUGGUGGCCAUGCUAGUCUUUAGCGUCAUCAAGGGCUACUCCUUCACCAAGGUCACAUUGCACGCAUCCUCCAAGCUUCAUGACACCAUGUUCAGAAAUAUCCUAAGCAGCCCCAUGAGUUUCUUUGACACUACGCCUACAGGCCGCCUGGUAAACCGCUUCUCCAAAGAUCAGGAUGAGGUGGACACCAUGCUGCCGUUCAACAUGGAGAACUUCCUGCAGUUUUGCCUCAUGGUCACAUACAUCAUGGUCUCCAUCUCAGCCGUAUUCCCAUUCCUACUAAUUGCCAUUGUGCUUGUGGGGGCCAUUUUCUCUGUCAUCCUCUAUUUAUUCCAGAGGAGUAUCAGAGAGAUGAAGAGGAUGGAAAACAUCAGUCGCUCCCCCUGGAUCUCUCUAACUACCUCCACGAUCCAGGGUCUAAGCACCAUCCACGCAUACAACAAGAAAGAUCAAUACAUCCAACUGUUUAAGGAGAUGAGCGACAACAAUUCCAACCACUUCCUCUUGUUCUACUGCGGGACGAGGUGGCUUUCCUUUUGGCUGGACUUCUUGUCCACACUGAUCACUCUGAUGGUGGCCCUGUUCGUUGUGCUCAGUCCUCCUGAGACCAUCAACCCUGCUAUGAAGGGCCUGGCAUUGUCCUACACCAUACAGUUAACUGGCAUGCUCCAGUACGUAGUGAGGCUGUCCACGGAGCUGGAGGCCAAAUUCCUCUCGGUGGAGAGAUUACAGGAGUACAUUGAGGGCUGUGUGUCCGAGGCACCCAGGCGGGUUAAAGACGCCCACAUCCCAGAGGGUUGGCCUCGUAGCGGAGCCAUCACCUUUAAGGAUUACACAAUGAGGUACAGGGACAACACACCAAUUGUACUCAAUGGCCUCCAGCUCAACAUACAACCCAAAGAGAAGCUAGGCAUCGUGGGGAGAACCGGCUCCGGGAAGUCGUCACUUGGUGUAGCCCUGUUCCGCCUGGUUGAGCCAGCUGCAGGGACUAUCUUCAUAGAUGGGGUGGACACCAGUGUCAUAGGCCUUGAGGACCUCCGGAGUAAACUGUCAGUCAUCCCCCAGGACCCUGUUCUCUUCAUCGGCACUGUCAGAUAUAAUCUGGAUCCUUUCAACAACUACAGUGAUGAAGAGAUCUGGUGUGCCCUGGAGAAGACCUAUAUUAAAGAAACAAUCUCCAGACUCCCUGAGAAGCUUCAGUCGGAGGUUGUGGAGAACGGGGAGAAUUUCUCUGUCGGAGAGAGACAGUUGAUGUGUAUGGCCAGAGCACUCCUUCGAAACUCCAAGAUCAUCGUGUUGGAUGAGGCGACAGCAUCGAUUGACUCUGAGACGGACACUUUGAUUCAGCACACCAUCAGAGAGGCCUUCCAGGACUGCACCAUGCUCACCAUCGCUCACCGCAUCAACACUGUACUGGAGUCAGACCGCAUACUGGUCAUGGACGCUGGAAAGGUCGUUGAGUUUGACAGUCCAGAGGUCCUGAUGCAAAGACCAGACUCUCAGUUUGCAGCUCUUCUGGCUGCAGCCAACACCGUCAACACCUGAACCUGGCCCAGGGCCGGACACACCAACAUCUGAAGUCCGGACACACCCACAUCUGAAGUCUGGACACACCCACAUCUGAAGUCUGGACACUCCAACAUCUGAAGUCCGGACACACACACAUCUGAAGUCCGGACACACACACAUCUGAAGUCCGGACACACACAUCUGAAGUCCGGACACACCAACAUCUGAAGUCCGGACACACCCACAUCUGAAGUCCGGACACACCCACAUCUGAAGUCUGGACACACCCACAUCUGAAGUCUGGACACACCCACAUCUGAAGUCUGGACACACCCACAUCUGAAGUCUGGACACACCCACAUCUGAAGUCUGGACACACCCACAUCUGAAGUCUGGACACACCCACAUCUGAAGUCUGGACACACCCACGUCUGAAGUCUGGACACACCCACGUCUGAAGUCUGGACACACCCACGUCUGAAAUCUGGACACGUGCACAUUAACGAUUUCUAAAACACCCACAUACGCUGUCUUUUGUGUACCUCGAAAACACGGACUCUGCUUGCCAUACGCACGCACUGUUAGACACAUACAAGACUGCCAGCACAUGUAUGUGUGCACCCAUGCUCACCCACACGCGUGUACGAAUACACGUGUGGAAUGGUCUAACCUGAAGCCCAGGACAUUAGUCUGAUGUUAACAUUGACCAAAGAGGCAGAUUCUGGCACAACUUUGACAAAGUCACAGGUGAUUAAAAAGUGUUGCUUCCAUUUGCCCUUUCUAUUAUUCACAGUGUUUAGAGGAUUUAUUUUGGACGGGGAUCCACUGACAUCUCAUUAACUUCUCAUGUAUGUCUGCACAGAUUCCUGCCUAACUGAUUUUUAUUAUGGUAUUAGUGAGGAAAUGCCCUAUUUUAUAUUUAAAUUGUAUUUAUUUGAUUUUCUAUCCUUUUGAAUUUAACUUCAAGGUGAGUCUCUGUGAUAAAGUAUUGAACACAUUCAAUAAAAAAAUCUGUACAUACUACAG
Esox lucius (northern pike) is the source of this 5172-nucleotide messenger RNA. It is a transcript of the gene abcc12, whose product is annotated as ATP-binding cassette, sub-family C (CFTR/MRP), member 12. NCBI's taxonomy places the organism in Eukaryota, Metazoa, Chordata, Actinopteri, Esociformes, Esocidae. Gene Ontology annotation, biological process: transmembrane transport. Gene Ontology annotation, cellular component: membrane. The transcript has 30 exons. The record is from RefSeq and is a predicted model, not a curated record. Gene Ontology annotation, molecular function: ATP hydrolysis activity; ATP binding; ABC-type transporter activity.